Messenger RNA from Ornithodoros turicata, 1257 nucleotides. Its product is annotated as transmembrane protein 177-like. The transcript has 4 exons. The coding region runs from base 222 to 1187 and encodes 321 amino acids. Lineage: Eukaryota; Metazoa; Arthropoda; Arachnida; Ixodida; Argasidae. Gene Ontology annotation, cellular component: membrane. The record is from RefSeq and is a predicted model, not a curated record.
CAUGCUUCCGGGCCGGUUGUGUUUAGAAGCGUGGUUUAGAAGGUUUGGACAGCGCUGGUUUGGAAUAUAAUAGUUCGGAUCGCAACUCCGAUAUUUAAGGAUAAUAUUUUAGAAGGAUUUUUCGAAUCUGUGAAAUCGGCUUCCGCGACUUGCCGGACGACACAGUUCUUGGGCCAAGAAGCACUGAUGAAGGGCACAGUUUAGCUGGAAAUUAUAGAACCAUGACCAGUUCUCGUCUGGGAGCCUUCUUUCUCACACCGCAGGGACAGCAAGUGUCGGGUGGUGUGGCAUGUUUCGCUAGUAUUGCCGGCUUUGCCGCCUAUUAUGUUCCGAAUACGUUUUGUCUGGAUAAAUAUCGGCAGAUAGUGCAGCACUAUAGGUACGGGAUGCCAAUGGAGCUCAGCGAAGAAGUUCAAACAAGAGCCAAUGAGGUCCUAACAGAGAGUACUGUAAAGCAGAGCCGAAAGGCCCUCAUCAGAUUCUUCACCGUAGCCAAGCUGGACACCUUCAUUGCUGGCAGCACCUCAUCCAGAUACGGCGCCCUCAUUGGCAUACCCCCAAACUUUAGCUACACGGCGCCAAAUCAGGUUGAAACACAACUAAUGGCUGUUGCGAACACUGAGGAACCGAAGUGGUCCGCGAAAGAGGGUCAACAACUCAAGGAAGCGCUCGUUCUGAGCGACAGAGCGCAAAAGUUUGCAAUAGCGCGCGAACUGUACUGGGCCAACACUUACUACGUGGAAGUGCGCGCGUUUGCGCUCUCCAUCAACAUACUCAACGCCUACAUCCUCGGCCGUCUCCUCAACACGAGACUCAACCUCUACCACAGGGUGCCGAGAAGGAUACGAAUAAUGCUGUAUGGAGUCCUUGCCGCGUUUGGAGGGACGAUGUUUCUCUUCAUAAAGGACGCGAGCACGCAGUAUUGGGAACGAGACGCAGACGACAGUGCGGCCAGGAUGGGGUCGGACUACCUGCUGGGCGGGAUUGAGUACUACGAGAAGAUGCUCCGGCGGAAUAGGUGUCUCAGGGAGUUGAUGGGUGGAGCCGGAGCGAGCGCGUAUACCAGUAAAGGCAACGAGGAGAGUUUCGUGCGAAUGGCGCAUCUGCCCUUGACGCACAGGUUGGAUAGGCUGAGGAAGAUGCUGGAAGAACAGCAGGUAGCCCUUCCUGUGGGUGAGGGCAGGUGAUAAUUUUAUAGUGAUUUAGUUGUACACCGGAAUUUAGGGACAGUGAAAAUAAAGCAGGAGUUUGAAUUUA